Messenger RNA from Xenia sp. Carnegie-2017, 3293 nucleotides. RefSeq lists its product as uncharacterized. The record is from RefSeq and is a predicted model, not a curated record. The transcript has 30 exons. The coding region runs from base 350 to 3136 and encodes 928 amino acids. NCBI's taxonomy places the organism in Eukaryota, Metazoa, Cnidaria, Anthozoa, Malacalcyonacea, Xeniidae.
GCGGCCAUGUUGAAUAUAUCCAGUGAAUAUAUGAGUGAAUAGAUCUUCUACACGUGAACACCGAACACAUCAGUAUGAGUUGAGUUUUUACAAAAAAUUGUACCUGAAAAUGAGACAAAUCUUUAAUAGUAAGGUCCAAAACAUCGAGUUGUUGACCUUCGUAGUUCGUAUAAGAUACUGAGAUACGCCACAAGGAUGAGAAUUAACGGAAGAAGAAGUACACCGUCUAUAUAACAAUCAUCACUUGGUCAUUUAAAAAAGAUACUUUUUGAAUAUUGGAAAACUGUCGCUAAAGAAUUCUGAAAACCGUGUGAAAUUCCUGAUACGAACCGUAACACCUGUUGUUACCAUGGCAACUAAAGAAUUCACCCAGAAGAAUAUUCCGGAAGAGCCGGAGGUCUUCUCUUUUAUGUACAAUAAUGAAUUCUUUAUUCUCACGACUAUAUGCUCGUUGCCACUUGUGUAUUUUGGCGGAGAGAGGCUGUUUGGUAUUGCUACAUUGUGCUUGCUUCUCGUUUAUGUCAUCCAUGUUUCAUUUCAAGACACAAAAAGUUCGGUUGUUGGCUUUGUAAUCUGUGUUGCAGUCGUGGAGUUUUGUGUUCUCUUUUCUAUCGGUCCUCUGAUUUGGCACUCAAUCUUUAACAUCUUUCUUCUUAUUAUCUACAACGUAUUCAUUCUACUCACAGGAGGUUUGGGCUUGCUUCAGUUUUAUGAUAUUCGCAAGGACGAAAAAGAAUUUUGUGCAAAUGUGGAAUAUUUUCUUUUUCUAUUAUAUCCGUCGUGUUGUGUGUCGAUAUUGACCUGGAUGACGUCAUUUUUAUUUGGUUCGUUUAUUGCUCCCUAUGUACUGGUUGUUGUGGGAUUUCCAGCUUUUUAUACCUUUUUGAAUGAGAAAAUGAAGAAAAGCUUUUCCCCAAACAAUGAUCACGUGCUGGGAGAUGCAGAAAAACUGCUGAUAUUAUUGUGUUAUAUCCUAUCAUCGAGUGUUGUUUUUUGUUUUGUGAAUUUUUUUGAUCUUCUCUGUUUAUCGUCUUGGAUAUCGCCGUUAUUUUUCAUUUGCGUUUCUUUGUUUUUUACAACAUUUUUCGACACAACUGACUUGCGUGAUAUGGCUGACAUAAGGAACUCACAAUGGCAAAUAUUUCAAAUCUGUACUGGAUGUUUGUCACUUAUGCUCUGUGCUCUUCUUUCUUACAUUCAUGGUAUAGUUGAUAAGGUGAACGCCAUUUUCCUAUGCAUAAUUUUCCUCUCAAGUACAGCAUUGUUUGCCACCAUCAAGUACAGAUAUGUAAAACUGUCUUCUUCAACAUGUUUGUUUCUCCUUUUUUUGUAUAUUCUAUGGUUCUCUCAAAUUCCCUGGUAUUUACAUUUCUCUCCGGCAAAUACAGUACAAUUGUCAUUUUACUUUCUGGAAGUUUUGAUUUUAUUGAUUGCUAUUCUCUCAGUUGCUGUCGUUGCUGCAUCUAUUGGUAUUCUUUAUCGAUCAUUGUUGAAGCCGCUUUUGAUAUUGCACAGUUUAGGUUUUGUUGUUGUUGAGAAUAUUUUAUUUAACAGCGAAGUAUACCCUCGUUAUCUUGUAUUAUUCACAACAAUACUUGCCCUCUACACAUAUCAAAGAUUGUAUAACGUCCAUCGUCUAAGCAAGUCUUGUGCUGUACUAUGUUCAACGUUUCAUUUAUACAAGACGUUAAAUAUCUUCACGAUGUCAAACGCUUCUUUUAUGGAUAAUGGUUUUACAAAAUUGUUUGUAAUCAUCGGACAAUUUUGCUUUUCACUUAUUUUGGUCAUUAUAACAUACGAAAAUAGAGAACAUCUUGACAUUCAUUGGGUGUUUAAUUAUGUUGGUAUUGUUUUUUUCUCCUUACUUCCUUUGUCAUACACUUUUUUACCGUUGUUGCAUUCAAACAUCUUUGAAGGCGAUCCGUCUUUCAGCGAUAUUGCAGGCUUGAUUUCCAUCCUAACUGGCUGUUGUCUUGCAAAACUGGCAUUUUUCAAUUCAAUUAAUGCAAAUUUACGAAAAGGAAGCGUUAUUUUAAUAUUUUCCGGUUUUUUUCUUCGCAUGCUUCAACCACAGCCAGAUUUUCUUCAGAUUUUCAUUAACUACAUUCCUAAACUGAUCUUUCGGGAGAUUUUUUAUGAUACUUGGCAGAUUGUCUUCUCCGAAUACAUGAUUUUACCAUGGUGCAUGUUCUUUACGAUUUUGCUGCUGGCGUUGCUGCUGUUUGGAUUGCUUCAUCUGAAGAGACUUUCUUCCUUUAAUUUAAAUAUCAUUUCAACAUUUAUUGGUUGUACUGUUGGUUUAUGUGCUGCUCGUGUGAUCCUUCCGUAUCCCAAAUUACCUUCAUCUAUCCUUUCCGUACCUUACAUGAUAUCUACAGCAAUCACGGCAAAUCAUUUGAUAUUUUCAAUCAAACAACCAACUACAAACUGCAAUUCAACAAAAUACACCAUUUUAUUGUUUUUCUCCAUUUUGUCUGUGAUUGUGGAAAUAAAUUACAAAAUAUAUAUGACCACAAGCAAAAGUAACAUUUUCCCCCCUGGUUUUUUGUUUCAAUCAAUACUUCAUCUUAUAAUGGUCGUAAAACGAAAUUCUCGCUCAAAUCUGGCGAUGCCUUUCGAGGAAAAACAAACUCCAAUAGUGGACUUACUUCAAAAUUUUUCUUUAUUAAUGAUCGUGUUCUUUGGGUUGAUGUUUUCACCUGAGACACUGUAUGAUUUAAUGGUUGUGCCUUUAUGUGGCCUUCUAAUGAUGUUGAAUUUGAAAGAUUUUGGAUUAUCCAUGAAAUAUAGCGAGCAUGCUGCUGUCAUCAAACGUGUAGUUUUUGUUGGAGUGCUUGGUCUAAUACUAUAUUACAGGCUCUUUUGUCAGUUGUCAUGGGUCAAGUUGAGUUUUUUCACUGUCAUUGCGUUGGUUUUUGAAGCAUUGAUCAUCCUCUUAACCCUCCUAGUGUACCUUGUAAUCCUUUCUGUCUUCUGGCAUGGUGCUCGUACAAUGAACGAAGAACUUAUCAUUGCAUUGUUUUCACCUUUAUUUAUAUUAUUGUUACUAUAUGGUAGAACUACCACUUGUAAAGCUUUGGGAAUCGUUGGACCAUUGUUUGCUUACUUUGUAUUUUACUGCUACCCGCGUAAAUAAAUAUUUUGUACAUUUAUAUGACAAUUUAUGACAAUAGUUGUUAUUUUACAGUACAGAAUGAUAUAAUGUAAAUAUAAUUCAAAAAUUAUUUAUAGUUAUCAGCAUAUAGUUGCAGAAUAUUUUUUCCUCGAACAAAAUGUGAAACGUUGUUACCAAA